AUGGUGAAAGAGAUGUGUGUCACAUCAGCACGUGGUGUUGAGAUUCCGCCAAUCGUUUUUCAAGCGCCAACAAUGGCGCAGAAGUGGCCGUCAUUUUCCUAUCAGACGAUGCCGCCGAUGAUGCCGAUGUCAGCCUCGCAACCGCCGAGCUGGAUGGACGAUUUCCUUGAUUUUUCUUCAGCUAGGAGGAACGCUCACCGGAGAUCCGCCAGCGAUCCGAUUGCAUUCGUUGAAACUCCGUUUAUUAACGAAUGUCGUAACUCUAAUAGCAAUGAUCCUUCGAUGAUACCUUGCUCAAAUAAUAACGGAUUUGAGCGUUUGGAUGAUGAGCAGCUUAGCUCCAUGUUUUCCGACGACGUCGCCGCGAAUCUUCACUCGACGAGGUCAUCGUCUUCGCCAUCGGAACAAAAUAGCGACAAUGACGAACCUAGACCAUCGCCGCCUCAGGAACAACCGCCGUCGCAACUGAAGAGUGAGCCGGGGAGAGGUGGAAGACGCGACGGCGGCACCAUCGUUGAUCCAAAAAGGGUUAAAAGGAUAUUAGCAAAUCGUCAAUCUGCCCAGAGAUCAAGAGUCAGGAAGUUGCAUUACAUUUCUGAACUCGAACGCAGUGUAACAACUCUACAGACGGAAGUAUCAACAUUGUCACCACGUGUCGCAUUUCUAGAUCAUCAAAGGUUGAUUCUAAACGUUGAUAACAGCUCGCUUAAACAACGAAUUGCUGCUUUGGCUCAAGACAAGAUCUUCAAAGAUGCUCAUCAAGAAGCAUUAAAGAAGGAGAUAGAAAGAUUGAGAAGAGUUUAUCAUGAACAAAACAUGAACAACAACAACAACAAGACGGAUAACAUCACCACCGGGUCACCGGCAUCAAUGGUGUCUCCGCCGGCGGCGGCGGCAUCGGUGAGUGGUACGGAUGAGAGGUGAGUGACCUCGGAUCUGGUAAUUAGAAAGGAAUGAAAUGAAUAAUGGGAGUGGGGGGGGGGGGUGCUGCUGCUAAAAUGCGCCCAUGCAGGCACGUGACCUGUUUGAAGUCUUUUUUUUGGUGGUGGGGGUGUGUGG
Molecule: messenger RNA, 1059 nt
Organism: Lactuca saligna
Lineage: Eukaryota; Viridiplantae; Streptophyta; Magnoliopsida; Asterales; Asteraceae
Source: the annotation of a GenBank genome assembly